Molecule: messenger RNA, 11173 nt
Organism: Ctenocephalides felis (cat flea)
Lineage: Eukaryota; Metazoa; Arthropoda; Insecta; Siphonaptera; Pulicidae
Product: dynein heavy chain 12, axonemal-like
Biological process (GO): microtubule-based movement
Cellular component (GO): dynein complex
Molecular function (GO): minus-end-directed microtubule motor activity; ATP hydrolysis activity; dynein light intermediate chain binding
Source: RefSeq, a predicted model, not a curated record
UGACUACACCCAGUAUAGGAAGCAAGGUAUGAUGGACUUUAAUCGCCUUCGCGGCCUGAUGUCGUUCGAUCUUCGCAAAGGUGAGAUGCUGAUCACAAACGGUUGGUUUCCAAAAAUUGUGGCUGGUUUUAAACAAGAGUGGCUCAGUAAGACUAUCCCUGAUAAGCUGAGACCGCGCUAUCUGAAAUGCAUUCAAGGAUACAUUUGCUUGCACAUCAUACAGACAAUGCAGCGGACAAUUGAGCAUGCUAUAGAUGUGUUUGGCGAUCCAUUGCGCAUUCCAUUCAUCCGGGUGGAUCUUUUCUUUGAAACGGAAACCGAAACUUUUCCGUCAUUGAUCGACAUCUUUGCUACUUUCCAUGGCGUUCUGGAUGACAUCUCAAAAAUCGCCCAGCAUCUCACACCACUAGAAUUGGCGAUAGGCAAACAAACAGAUGUGACCUUUAUCCCUGUAAUUUUGCCAGAGUGGUAUGUAGAACAAGUUCAUUUUCGUCUUCAAACCAUAUUAGAAAAUAUUUUUCGUCCAAUGGUGAGUUACAUUAAUAGUUUUACUGAUGAAUAUUCGAUCCUGUAUAGUAGGGAAGCUCUUAAUAGAAUCGAAAAUUUUAUUGCUGAACACCAAACAUUCGAAGAAGGGCGUUCUGAGAUACAAAAAUACAAUAAUAUUAUUUACGAUCUUCAUGGAACAGUUAAAAAUGUUUAUUUCGAUAUGGUUAAACUUUGUCAGGAAGACUUUUUGAAUGCUAUGAUUAAUUGUGCAGAUAACAUCAGGAACGACAUUUUGUCUGGAAUGCUUGAAGCUCAUAGACGAGUAAAUUUAAAUAUUUGCAAGCAAUUUGAAGAUAUAAAAGAAUAUGCACUGAAAAUACCAAAAAAUACCGAAGAACUUAUGGAAAGUGGAGUUUACAUGCUCUGGGCAACUACUACAUUCAUGGAAGAAAUAAAGGCAAAAAUUGCUGAUUCGGUGGCCCUAACAGGGCAAUUUAUGGAACUAACAACAUUAACCAAAGAGCACGUUGCUUUAAAUACUGCAACAAUAAAUUGGGUCAGUGAUAUUAAACCAAUCUUUGAAACGAAUUCAUCAAAUUAUGAAGCUUAUAAAUUUGAAUUUGAGGAAAACCUUGUCAGAGCACAGGAAAAGUUACGAGAUGAUAUGAAUAAUUUGGUACCGUUGCUUUCUUACUUUGAUAUGAUGGACGAUUUGAACAAUAUAAAAAUAUACAUUGAAUUUUUAAGAAAAUUUGUGAAGAAACUCUUUAUAUUUGAAAGUGAUAAAGAAUGGAUUAAUCAAGAAGAGAGUCUCUUCAAAUUCCAGCAAUCCGAAUUUAAAUUAUUAAGUGAAAUGAAAAAUUUUGUUAUGCCAUUUUACAAUCUUAUAUAUCUUUGUUUCAAGUGGCAAAGAUAUUACUAUACAUGGAUGGAUGGUCCAUUUGAAUAUCUGGAAGGCCCAGUUGUUGAAGAAAUUACUGAUGAUUAUAUAAAAAAUAUUAUGAGAAUUAGUAAAACUUAUAAAAAUAAAAUUCGCCAAGAUAUUCUUGAUGGCGCUCCUCUGUGCUUUAAGGGUAUUGUAGAUGAUCCUAUUCCCUCAAAUCUGCCAGCACCUUUGAAACUUUGCACAAGUUUAAUAAAUCACGUCAAAGGUUUUCGAAGCUAUGUACCAAUAGUGACGGCUCUAUGUAAUCCCACAUUGAAACAAAGGCACUGGGAAGAAAUGUCUAGCAUUAUAGGUUUUGACUUAACUCCAGAUGCUGGUACUACUUUGCGUAAAAUGAUUGAAUUAAACUUUGGACCUGCCUUAGAACAAUUUGAAAUAAUAAGCGUUGGUGCCAACAAGGAACAACAACUAUUUACGAAUUUACAAAUUAUGAUGUCUGAAUGGAGUGGAGUUAAUUUUUCGACUAGUGUAUAUAAAGAUACCGGUAUAACUAUAUUAAGCAGUUUAGAUGACGUGCAAGCUGUUUUGGAAGAUCACAUUGUUAAAACGCUGGCCAUGAGAGGUUCGGCUUUUGUAAAACCAUUUGAAUCUUCAGUCAGAGAAUGGUAUGAUAAACUAGUCCGAGUUAAUUCUACAAUUGAAGAGUGGGGUAAAGUUCAAGCUCAAUGGCUAUAUCUAUUACCCAUAUUUUCAUCAAAAGACAUUGUUGCGCAAAUGCCUGAGGAAGGUGUUUUAUUUGCUGAUGUUGAUGGAACAUAUCAGCGCUACAUGCAAGUUGUUAGUAAAGACCCAAGGGUUUUAGAAACCGCUUCCCUCCCUGGUCUUUUGGAAGCCCUACAAGCUUGUACUGAACAUCUAGAAACAAUAAACAAUGGCGUUAAUGCAUAUUUAGAAAAAAAGCGUUUAUAUUUUGCCCGAUUCUUUUUCUUAUCUAAUGAUGAAAUGCUUGAAAUUUUAUCUGAAACCAAAGAUCCUUUGCGAGUGCAGCCUCAUUUAAAGAAGUGUUUCGAAGGAAUAAACAAGCUCAGAUUUGAUGAUAAUCUUAAUAUUAAAGCUAUACUAAGUGCGCAGACUGAAAUUAUAGAAUUAGUUGAUGAAGUGUCUACCGAAGAAGCACAUGGCAGUGUUGAAAAGUGGUUAUUGCAAGUUGAAGAACAAAUGCUGAAGUCAGUUCGACAAGAAAUUGAUAACAGUUUUCUGGAUUAUGCAGAAACUAGGCGAGAAGUAUGGGUUACAAUUUGGCCAGGACAAGUAGUAUUAUGCGUAUCUCAGAUUUAUUGGGCUACUGACGUUCAUCGUAGUAUGGAAGUCCAUAAAGUAUCCGAACUGGAACAUUUUCAUGAUACAUUAGUGAAACAAUUGAAUGAUGUAGUAGCGCUUAUAAGAUCUCCUUUAUUAACGAAUCUUGCCAGGAUUACAAUAAAAGCAUUGAUUGUAAUUGAUGUUCAUGCUAAAGAUGUUGUACAAGAGUUGAUUGAUAAAAGAAUUACUUAUGAUACAGAUUUCCAAUGGCUCGCUCAAUUGAGAUAUUACUACCAGACUGUAGUUCUAGUUAAAAUAACAAACGCUUGUGUUAAUUACGCUUAUGAAUACUUAGGAAAUACAGAUCGUUUGGUUAUAACACCUUUAACUGAUCGUUGUUAUCGCACGUUGAUUGGCGCUUAUCAUUUACAUUUGAAUGGAGCUCCUGAAGGCCCUGCUGGCACAGGAAAGACUGAAACAACAAAAGAUUUGGCGAAGGCUUUAGCAGUGCAGUGUGUUGUAUUUAAUUGUUCUGAUGGGUUGGAUUAUAAAGCUAUGGGAAAAUUUUUCAAAGGCCUUGCAGCUUGUGGGGCCUGGGCUUGCUUUGACGAAUUUAAUAGGAUAGAAUUGGAAGUAUUAUCCGUUAUUGCACAACAAAUUCUCUGCAUUAUUCAAGCAGUCAGAAGCCAUGUUGAAACAUUUAUUUUUGAAGGUACCGAAUUACAUCUGAAUCCUAAUGUAUAUGUAUGUAUUACGAUGAAUCCUGGUUAUGCGGGUCGUUCAGAACUUCCGGAUAACCUCAAAGUUUUGUUUCGAACUGUUGCGAUGAUGGUACCCGAUUAUGCAAUGAUAGGCGAAAUUUCUCUGUAUUCUUUCGGAUUUGUAACAGCACGCACGCUUUCUGUGAAAAUCGUAACAGUUUACAGAUUAUGCUCAGAACAAUUAUCUUCACAAAAUCAUUAUGAUUAUGGAAUGCGUGCCGUGAAAACAGUUUUAUCCGCUGCCGGAAACAAUAAGAGAAAAUUCCCAGAUGAAAAUGAAGACAUAUUAUUAUUGCGUUCAAUUACUGAUGUGAACUUACCUAAAUUUUUGUCAUUCGAUGUCCCAUUGUUUCAAGGUAUCAUUUUGGAUUUGUUUCCUGGCAUAACGUUACCAGAAGUGGAUUACGAAAUUUUCCUGAAAGCGUUGCACGAAGUUUGUAUCGACAUGAAGUUGCAAGCCAAAGAUAGCGUUAUUUUAAAAGUAAUUCAGACUUACGAAAUGAUGAUUGUACGCCACGGCUUUAUGCUUGUCGGAGAACCGUUUUCAGGUAAAACGUCCACAUUAAAAGUUCUUGCAGCUACCAUGACUAAACUUUUCAAUGAAGGUCGCGGAUAUGCUAUUACUCGGUAUGAGUUUAUAAACCCUACAAUAACUAUGGGUCAACUGUAUGGAAUGUUCGAUCCUAUUUCAUACGAAUGGACUGACGGAAUAGCAUCUACGAUAUUUAGAGGAUUUGCUAAUGAUCCUACGCCCGAUCGUAAGUUUCUGAUAUUUGAUGGUCCUGUAGAUGCCGUAUGGAUAGAAAACAUGAACACAGUCUUGGAUGACAAUAAGAAGCUUUGUUUAACUUCUGGAGAAGUCAUAACCAUGACCAAUGUGAUGUCAAUGAUUUUUGAAGUAAUGGAUUUGGCGCAAGCAUCUCCAGCUACAGUAUCACGGUGCGGCAUGAUUUAUAUGGAACCGUCUAGUUUAGGAUGGGGUUCAGUUUUUGAAUCAUGGCUGUUGUGCGCAAAUCCCGUGUGGGUCGAAGGAUGUGAACGACUUUUACGAGAAAUGUUUAUUUGGUGUGUUACUCCUUGCUUAGAUUAUAUACAUAGAAAUUGUCGUCAUCUUGUAUAUUCUGGAGAAAUAAAUCUGGUCGUCAGCACAAUGCGUAUAUUCGAAAUGCAAUUAAACGAAGCGUGCUCUGAAAACGAGCCGGAUGAAAUAGCUAAAUAUAAACAUUGCUGGUUUCAAGGUGCGAUGAUGUAUGCACUUAUAUGGGGUCUGGCAGGCAUUUUGGAUUUUGAUACGAGGAACAAAUUUGAUGCAUUUUGCAAAACUUUAUGGAAAGAAGAAGAUGAAAAUAAUCCGAUACCUCAGGUUAUGGAAUCAAUCGAAAUUGCUGUUCGGAGAGGAAUACUAUUUGAUUAUAUGUUUGUUUAUAAAAUGAAGGGCGUUUGGAAAUAUUGGCCGGAUAUCAUAAAAGCUAUUCGCACUGAAGAAAGCUCUACAGUCACUGCUCAAGUUAUUCCUACAAUAGAUACAGCUCGUUAUAGUUAUCAGUUGGACUAUCACGUUCGACAUAACGUGCCAAUGCUUCUUGUGGGACCUACUGGAACUGGAAAAAGUUUUUAUAUCCAGAGUUUUCUUAUGAAUAAAUUAUCCGAAGAAAAAUUUGAACCGGCUUUCAUAACAUUCACUACACAGACGACGGCAUAUUUAACACAAGAUUUAGUCAUUUCCAAGCUACAGAAAAAGAAAAAGGGCAUAUACGGUCCAACCAAAGGGAAAAUUUGUGUAAUUUUUAUUGACGAUCUGAACAUGCCUGCAAAAGAAAAAUAUGGCGCCCAGCCGCCAAUCGAACUCAUUCGACAAUAUUUUGAUCACAAACACUGGUUUGAUUUAAAAGCAGCUUCAAAACUAUAUGUACGGGAUGUUUUAUUUGUAUCGGCUAUGGGUUUGCCUGGAGGUAGUAGACAAGUUAUCUAUCAUCGUUUUUUGCGACAUUUUUGUAUAUAUUCGAUCAAUGAAUUUUCCGAGGAAAGUAUGCAUAAGAUAUUCAGUUUAGUGCUUCUAAGCGGUCUUAGAAAAAACGGAUUCUCUACUGACGUCAUGUUUUCAAUUAAUCAGAUUGUCGCCGCAACAUUAAAUAUUUAUAAAAUAGCUAUGGCCGAAUUGCUACCCACACCUCUUAAAUCUCAUUAUGUUUUUAACUUAAGAGAUAUUGCUCGAGUAAUCCAAGGAUGUGCUUUAAUAAGAAAAGAAUCAGCAGAAAAUCGAAAGGUAUUUGCUAGAUUGUGGGUUCACGAAGUUCUAAGAGUGUUUGGUGACCGACUUAUUGAUGAUAAUGACAGACUAUGGUUACUAGAUAAAAUAGGGUAUUCAACUUCCGAAUAUUUUAGGGACAAAAUAACGAUAGCCCUUGAUGAAUAUACAGAUGAGAAUGGCGAAAUAACUUUAGAAUCGUUAAGGAAUUUAAUAUUUGGAACAUUCAUGGAUACCGAGAGUCUUGAAGAAGAGCGAAAAUAUGAGGAAAUACCUAGCAUGCAAGAUUUUGCAAACAUUGCAGAAGCAGGCAUUUAUGAAUACAAUGCAACUCAUAAAAAUAAGCUGAAUAUAGUGUUAUUUAAGUAUGCACUUGAGCAUUUAUCAAAAAUUUGUCGUAUCUUAGCAAUGCCUAGUGGCAAUGGCUUAUUGGUCGGCGUAGGAGGUUCAGGCAGACAAUCUUUGGUUCGCUUGUCUUCUGCACUUAUGGGAUACGCACUUUUCCAGCCGGAAAUAACGAAAAAUUAUAAUUUACAGUUCUGGAGAGAUGACAUAAAAAAAGUUAUGAAAGAUUCAGGAGGUCAAGGUAAGGAUUUAAUAUUUCUAUUUACGGAGAUGCAAAUAAAGGAAGAAGCUUUUCUGCAAGAUAUUGAUAGUUUAUUGAAUUCUGGAGAAGUACCUAACAUUUAUGCGAUAGAUGAGAGGCAAGAAAUAUUAGAAAUUACUAGACUUGCAGCACAAGGUGGAAAUAGAAAUUUAGAUGUCAGCCCUUUACAAGUAUUUUCAUUUUUUAUUAACAGAGUUAAAACUAAACUGCACAUUAUAUUGAGUUUCAGCCCUAUAGGAGGAGCUUUUCGAUCAAGACUUCGUUUAUAUCCAUCUCUAGUUAACUGUUGUACCAUUGAUUGGAUGGAAGGAUGGCCUGAGGAUUCUUUAGAAAUGGUUGCUAAUCGUUACAUGACAGAAAUAAAUAUUCCAGAAGAAGUCAAAAUGAAUGCCACUAUAUGCUGUAAAUAUUUUCAUGUAUGUGCAGUACAGCUAUCGGAUAAAUUUUUCGCAGAAACUGCUCGCAAAACAUACAUAACCUCUGCAUCUUAUUUAGAUUUAAUUAAAGCCUUUUCAGCUCAUACGAACACUAAGCAAGAUGAAAUAAUGACGGCUAAGAUGCGAUACGUAGUCGGAUUAGAAAAGCUUUUAGCAGCAGCUGAUGCUGUUUCAGAAAUGCAGGUAGAGCUAGAAAAAUUAAAACCCGAACUUGUAGUAAUGGCAGAUAAAUCUAAAAAAAUGAUGCAGGAAAUAGAAGUUGAGACUAGAGCUGCUGAAAAAACGUCAGAGCAAGUGAAAAAAGAUGAAAAAGUAGCCAAAGUCCAAGCAGCACAAUCACAAGCAUUGAAAAAAGAAUGUGAGGCCGAUUUAGCAUUAGCUAUGCCAAUUUUGAACGAAGCUUUGGCGGCAUUGAAUACAUUGAAACCUGCUGAUAUAACUUUGGUUAAAUCUAUGAAAAAUCCACCGGCUGCAGUUAAGCUAGUUAUGGCAGCAGUUUGCGUAAUAAAAAAUAUAGCUCCAGAUAAAAUACCCGACCCAAAUAAUCCUGGACGAAAGAUUCUUGAUUACUGGGGACCAAGUAAAAAACUUCUAGGUGACAUGAAAUUUUUAGAAAGUUUGAAAGAGUUUGAUAAAGAUAACAUACCACCUGCAAUAAUGGAUCGUAUACGGAAAGAAUUUAUUCCGGAUAAAACCUUUAAACCUAGUGUUGUUGCAAAAGCAUCAACUGCGGCAGAAGGUCUGUGCAAAUGGAUAAUAGCUAUGGAUUUAUAUGACGUUGUUGCAAAAGUAGUUCAGCCGAAGAAAGCCAAACUUGCAGCAGCAGAAAAAGAGUUUGCUGACACAAUGGCAGUGCUGAAUGAAAAACGUGAACUUGCCGCUCGUUUGGAAGAACGUGUUAGAAAUCUUAAUUCUGCUUUAGAUGAAGCAAAUACUAAGAAACAGCAAUUAGAAGAUGAUGUUAAUUUGUGUAUUAAUAAAUUAUUUAGAGCCGAAAAACUUAUCGGAGGCUUGGGUGGUGAGAAAACAAGAUGGACAAAAGCGGCUGAAAAUUUACAGAAUUUGUACGAUUGUUUGGCUGGAGAUAUAUUAGUUUCUUCUGGUGUUAUAGCAUAUUUAGCACCAUUUACCUCGCAAUAUCGAACAAAUGCAAUCGAAGAUUGGCGAACAAAGUGUAUUCAACUUCAAAUACCCUGUUCAAAAACUUUUUCCUUCGCUGCCACUUUGGGAUCUGAUAUUAAAAUUGAGAACUGGUACAUAGCCGGCUUACCAAGAGAUGCUUUCUCAACUGACAAUGCAAUUAUUCAAGACUCGUCAUACCGCUGGUCUUUGCUUGUAGACCCUCAAGGUCAGGCCAAUAAAUGGAUUAAAACUAUGGAAAAGUUGAAUAAUCUCGCAAUAUUGAAAUUUACGGACGCGACUUAUAUGAAAACUCUUGAGGGAUGCAUUGAGUCGGGAAGACCAGCCUUAAUAGAAAAUAUUAACGAAGAACUGGAAGCCCCACUAGAUCCACUGCUAGCACGACAAACUUUUAGGCAAGGAGGUAUAGAAUUUAUGAGUAUUGGCGAUAGCGUCAUAGAAUAUAAUAAAAAUUUUAAACUUUAUUUAACAUCGAAACUACGUAAUCCUCAUUAUUUACCAGAAGUAUUCAAUAGAGUGACAAUAAUCAAUUUUGCUCUAACUGUUGAAGGAUUAGAGGAUCAGUUGUUAGGAAUUGUAGUUGCAAAAGAAAGACCUGAUUUGCAAGAAAAGCGGCAAAUGCUCAUCAUUCAAAGUGCUGAAAAUAAGACCGCACUGAAACGUACUGAGGAUGAUAUACUUAGAACUUUAUCUGAAUCUAAAGGUGAUAUCCUGGAAGAUGAAUCAGCUAUAGAGAUAUUAGAUUCCUCAAAUCUAUCAGAUGAUAUAAUGAAAAAACAAGAAAUAACAAAAGAAACUGAAAUUAAAAUUGAUGGUUUUCGUAUGAGCUAUAGGCCAAUUGCUAUACAUUCUUCUAAUUUAUAUUACUGUGUUACGGAUUUGCCGAAUGUCGAUCCUAUGUAUCAAUACUCUUUAGGGUGGUUUAUUAACUUAUAUAUUCUAUCCAUAGAGACUAGUAAUAAAUCUAAAGAACUUGAACGAAGGUUGCGAUUUUUGAGAGAAACAUUUACCUAUAAUUUAUAUAGCAAUGUUUGCAGAUCCUUAUUUGAAAAAGAUAAGUUGAUGUUUUCAUUUAUUCUGUGCACAAAAAUUAUGUUAGCGUAUGGAGAUUUAGACCAUAAGACAUUCAUGUUCUUUUUGACCGGAGGUGUUCAUGUUGAAAAUACUUUACCAAACCCUGCUAGUGAUUGGUUAAAUGAAAAAUAUUGGGAUGAAAUGUGUCGUUUAGAUGAUUUGCCAAAAUUCAAAGGAUUCAGACAAAGCUUUGUGGAAAAUCUAGGUAAAUGGAAAGCUAUGUAUGAUAUGGUUAAUCCACAGGACGCAGUUUUACCUGAUCCUUGGAAUUCCAAAUUAACACCGUUUGAACGCCUGAUUGUCAUUCGCUUGAUAAGAGCCGAUAAAAUCACAGCAUCGAUAACAUUGUUUGUUGAUAAAGAAAUGGGUACUAAAUUCAUAAUGCCACCGGGAUUUGAUAUUGCAAAAUCCUAUGAUGAAUCAAGUUGCUUAGCUCCAUUAAUAUUUAUAUUGUCUCCAGGUGCUGAUCCGAUGGAUGCAUUAAUUAAAUUUGCAGAGCAAACAAAAAUGACUGAAAAAUUCAGCUAUAUAUCUUUAGGACAGGGUCAAGGCCCAAUCGCUCAGGUUUUAAUACAGCAAGCCCAGUCAGUUGGAGGGUGGGUAUGCCUACAGAACUGCCAUUUAGCUGCCUCCUGGAUGUCUAGUUUAGAAAAAAUUUGGGAGAGUUUUGAUAUGGAAAAUACUUCUCUACAGUUCAGGCUUUGGCUAACCAGCUAUCCUUCCGAUAAGUUUCCUACUUCUAUAUUGCAAUAUGGAGUGAAAAUGACAAAUGAACCUCCGACGGGACUUCAAGCAAAUCUUAUGCGUUCAUAUACUUCGGAGCCAGUUAAAGAUCCAGAAUUUUUUGACGGAUGCCCCGGCAAGGAGAAAAUUUUUGCUAAACUGUUGUAUGGAAUGUGUUUCUUUCAUGCAGUUGUUCAGGAACGUAGAAAAUUUGGUCCUCUUGGUUGGAACAUACCAUAUGGAUUUAAUGAAUCUGAUUUUCAAAUAUCUGUGCGUCAACUUCAAAUGUUUAUAAAUGAAUUUGAAGAAGUUCCAUAUGUUGCAAUUUGUUACUUAACCGGUGAAUGCAACUAUGGAGGACGUGUUACUGAUAAUUGGGAUCGACGUUGUAUUGUAACAAUUUUAGAUGAUUUUGUUAAUCCCCGUGUAGUGUCUGAUCAGGGAUACUUAUUCGUUGAUAUCGGUCCUGAGUACGGUUUACCAAAGAAAUGUGAAUACAAAGAUUUUAUUCGUACUAUUGAAGCUUUACCACUAAUGCCACCACCUGAUGUUUUUGGUCUACAUAUGAAUGCUGGAAUCACACAAGAUAUGCAAGUUUCGAUGUUGCUUAUAAAUUCUAUGCUCCUGGUUCAAGGGCAAGUCGGAGGUGGAGCGGGUGCUUCAGAUAUCGAAAAAGCUUUAUUAGUUACUAUAAAUGAUAUAGUUACUAAAGUACCGCGACCUUUUGAUAUCGAAGCUGCAAAAAAGAAAUUUCCUGUAGUUUACAGCGAAUCUAUGAACACUGUAAUAUGUCAAGAAAUGGAACGGUUUAAUAAAUUGGUAAUUGAAAUAGUUUCUUCAUUGACUAUGUUGCGGAAAGCCAUUCAGGGAGCAGUUGUGAUGACACCAGCUCUCGAAGUUCUAUCUAAUGCUGUUGUUCUGGGUCGCAUACCACCUUCAUGGGAAAAAGUUUCGUACCCAAGUUUGAAACCACUGGCUGCUUAUUUUGCAGAUUUUCUGGAACGUCUGGAAUUUUUGCGAAUAUGGGGUGAAACAGGUAAACCUUCAAAUUUUUGGCUUUCAGGUUUCUUUUUUACACAAGCUUUUCUUACGGGUGCUUUGCAAAAUUUUGCACGUAAAUAUGUUAUUCCAAUCGAUACAUUAACAUUUGAUUUUGAAGUUUUAUAUGUUGCAAGAGAAAAGCAACCUCCUGAAGACGGGGUUUACGUCUAUGGUAUGUUCGUGGUAGGCGCAAGAUGGGAUUGGAAAAAUUGCCGUCUUGAAGAACAAUUACCUAAAGUUUUAUCUGAUACGAUGCCCCUUAUUUGGUUGAAACCUGUGUUAAUGGUUAAGUUUCAAGAAGGAGCUAGGUAUAAAUGUCCUUUAUAUAAAACUUCGGAGAGGAGAGGAACCUUGUCCACGACGGGACAUUCUACUAAUUAUGUUUUGCCUCUUUACCUGAAUUCGGCUGUUCCAGUAACGCAUUGGAUCAAGCGAAGCGUCGCACUCCUUUGUCAAUUGGAUUGA